CUCGUCAUAUAUGAGUUUCUGAUUACCAUCGGUGACGAGAUCAAAAUUGUGUGGAGGAGGCCAAUUACUGCACGUGCCAUCCUCCUUGGCUCGGUACGAUGGUGUAUGCUCCUCUCAGCUGUCCUGGAUCUUGCGCCGGAAACUGCGAAUGUGAGCCUUAGG
Messenger RNA from Phanerochaete carnosa HHB-10118-sp, 162 nucleotides. RefSeq lists its product as uncharacterized. The transcript has a single exon. NCBI's taxonomy places the organism in Eukaryota, Fungi, Basidiomycota, Agaricomycetes, Polyporales, Phanerochaetaceae. The annotation marks the transcript as partial. The record is from RefSeq and is a predicted model, not a curated record.